Molecule: messenger RNA, 429 nt
Organism: Pyricularia pennisetigena
Lineage: Eukaryota; Fungi; Ascomycota; Sordariomycetes; Magnaporthales; Pyriculariaceae
Exons: 3
Coding region: 1-429 (142 amino acids)
Cellular component (GO): nucleosome
Molecular function (GO): structural constituent of chromatin; protein heterodimerization activity; DNA binding
Source: RefSeq, a predicted model, not a curated record
AUGGCAGGCGGCAAGGGAAAGUCUUCGGGCGGCAAGAGUUCUGGUGGGAAGACAUCGGGCGAGGGGCCCAAAAAGCAACAAUCGCACUCUGCUCGCGCAGGACUUCAGUUCCCAUGUGGUCGUGUCAAGCGUUUUCUGAAGCAAAACACUCAGAACAAGAUGCGCGUUGGCGCCAAGGCUGCUGUAUACGUCACCGCCGUUCUUGAAUACUUGACCGCGGAGGUUUUGGAGCUCGCGGGGAACGCCGCGAAGGAUCUAAAGGUCAAGAGAAUCACUCCCCGUCACCUACAGCUUGCCAUUCGUGGUGACGAGGAGCUGGACACACUUAUCCGUGCGACGAUUGCGUUUGGUGGCGUACUGCCACACAUCAACCGGGCGCUGCUGCUCAAAGUAGAACAGAAGAAGAAGAACAAGCAGAUCGAGGCCUAA